Suricata suricatta (meerkat) is the source of this 5032-nucleotide messenger RNA. It is a transcript of the gene TAF5L, whose product is annotated as TATA-box binding protein associated factor 5 like. The transcript is spliced from 5 exons. Gene Ontology annotation, biological process: regulation of DNA-templated transcription. The record is from RefSeq and is a predicted model, not a curated record. Bases 2147 to 3916 code for a protein of 589 amino acids. Gene Ontology annotation, molecular function: transcription coactivator activity; protein binding. Gene Ontology annotation, cellular component: nuclear protein-containing complex; histone acetyltransferase complex. NCBI's taxonomy places the organism in Eukaryota, Metazoa, Chordata, Mammalia, Carnivora, Herpestidae.
AAAGUGAGAGUAGAAAAGGAAGCGUGUACCACAUAUUUAAACUUCGGCUGAAACUUCAUGUAAUGGGUGGGUCUUGGUGACUCUAGACCUAGGGCUUAAACCUGUAACUAGCCUCGUAACCUCUUUGAGCCUUAACUUCCUCUUUUGUAAAAGGACGGGAGGACUGAUAACUUAAAAGUGGAUCUUUUAAAGGAUACCAAAAAGGGGGGCGGGGGGAAGGAAUAAGGAAUGUGAAAGAGCCUGACAUAUAGAAAGCACUAAGUAGUAGCUGUUGUAAUUUCCUUUUUGGGGAAAAUACCUUUUAGAUUCCUUGUAGGCCUCAAUUCUUCGUGUUGAACGUGAAGCAAGUAACUUUGAUCUGCUUUAUGAAUUACAAAUCCUUCUUGCCUCUGAAAAUGCAGUGUUAAACUAGGAAACCAAUGGGUGGGCUUGCCUCCAGUGUUAUUCUUUGUCAUCAAACAUUAAAUCCAGUUAUUGUGUCUUAGAAUAGUCUUGUUGCCCCUGCCUAGAAAUGUGAGGUUUACGUGUGCUCCUGUCCCUGCAAAGCUAGGUGAAGGCCUCACCUAACCACCCAGUAACUGGUUUGGGGGGUUUUGUUUUUACGAACCGAUGUCCUUCGUAACACCUGCGAAGGACAUCCCGGGAGAAAGGGAAGGGGUUCUGGUUUGGAUGACUGGUUUUAGCUGGACGGGAGCCCUAGGGAUCCGCUGUUAAACCAACAUUACCCAGUGAACACUCCGGGGGGGGGGGGUCAUUUCCAGCCUCCCUUCCUGCGAGAGGCAGCUUCUCGGGGAGCAGCCGUUCUAAUCCUUCUCUCAACAAGCAACCCAUAUACCUUCACUGCUGUCAAGAAGCCUUUGGUUUCAUGUAGAACCUUUUUGGGCAGCAGGACGUUGUAAAGGGUCAGGACUCAGACCCUGAAGCCAGGUGACCUCAGUUUCCACCAGGAAACCUUAGGAUAGUGUCUGACUCCUGUGGGCCUCAGUUCUCCUCUCCAAAGAAUGUUACCUAGUUUCCAGGGCUGUUGAGGUGCACAGGAGAUGGUCUCUGUGUGGCACCUAAAAUUGUGUCUUAGCUGUGGCCUACGCUCAACAAGUAUUUGGCAUUAGUCGUGGUAGCAUAGGAAACAGUGUGGUGAGCAACAGCUCAGCGGCUCGGUGGCAGAGGGGUCCGAGCCGUGUGGAGGAGUAGGAUUUAACAGGUUGGAGUGCCAGUGCAGGGGGCACCUCCAGUCAGUGGAGGAGUCUUGGCCAGAGCCCCUGAGAUGAAAGAGUGGGGUGGGACCCACCAGUUCGGUAAACAAGGUGGAUCAGCAUAACCUAGAAAUGGCACGAUGGGGACUGAAGUUUUUCCUCCUCCACACCCAGUGCAGGCAAUCGAAAGUUUUCAAGCGGAGCGCAGUUGCCAUCAGAUUAGCUUUUUGGAAAGAUUGUGCCUGCGGUAGUGUGGGAUUGGAUUAAGCAUAGGGAAGGCCCAUCCAUCCACUUGUCCUGGCAGCUUUUUGUCUGCCUGUGACUCAAAAAGGAAAAUGACUGCUUAGCAGAGACAGGCAUUUCUUUCCAAAUCUGGAAGCUUGCAGAGCAUUUGCAGAAGGCAUGAAGUAGCCUUGAGAUCAUCGCAGGCAGCCUUACCUCUUAAAGGUUGUUUUCAGGGAUAGUGUGUAGACUGAUCACGAGGCCAAGCUCUCCCCCAAACACCUCCCUGUGAAGAGGGGGUCACCACAUGUUCAAGUCUUUCCAAUUAUAGGACCCUCUCAGUUCCUCUAUUUUGAACAACUGGAUGCCGUUUGGGAAGUACAUGUUAUGUUAAAACAACCUCAGUUGUUGCUACUUUGAUUGUAUAUUUUGGUGUACAACGAAUCAGUCCAGUCAUUGAUGUCUGAAAAAAUAUUCUGCCCUCCUGAAUAGGUAUUGAUGGCUUCAGCUGGUUGAGAUUUCCAAUGAGAGCAUGGUGCGUGGAUUCAGAAAGCAUUCUAUCACAGCUGAUUUGGUAAAUGUGAAGGUGACGUGCUGUAGAAAAUGGAAUUUGAUCAUUCAGAGGAGCUUACGUGACCACAGAGACACUGAUAUGUGGAAGAUGAAAGUGAAAUAGAAUAAAACUGUUUCAUGAAUUAACAUUUGCCCUAUAUAACAUAUCUUUAAAGGUCAUGAAACGAGUGCGCAGCGAGCAGGUCCAGAUGGCGGUGUCCUGCUACCUCAAGCGCCGGCAGUACGUGGACCCCGACGGCCCCCUAAAGCAAGGACUGCGGCCGUCACAGACCGCCGAGGAGAUGGCGGCCAGCCUCACAGUCCAAUCCGAAUCCGGUUGUGCCAACAUCGUGUCUGCAGCCCCUUGCCAGGCAGAGCCCCAGCAAUAUGAAGUGCAGUUUGGACGACUACGGAAUUUUCUCACUGAUUCUGAUUCCCAGCAUAGCCACGAAGUGAUGCCUCUCCUCUAUCCUCUCUUUGUCUACCUCCACCUCAACCUGGUCCAGAACAGUCCGAAGAGCACAGUGGAAAGUUUUUACAGCCGCUUCCAUGGGAUGUUUCUGCAGAACGCCAGCCAGAAGGAUGUCAUCGAGCAGCUGCAGACCACUCAGACCAUCCAGGACAUCCUGUCCAACUUCAAGCUCCGAGCAUUCCUAGACAACAAGUACGUGGUCCGCCUCCAGGAAGACAGCUACAACUACCUUCUCCGCUACCUCCAAAGUGACAACAACACCGCCCUGUGCAGAGUGCUCACCUUGCACAUCCACCUGGACGUGCAGCCCGCCAAGAGAACAGACUACCAGCUCUACGCGGGCGGCGGCUCCUCCCGCAGCGAGGGCAACGGCCUGGAGCCCAGCGACGUGCCCGCCCCCAUCCUGCAGAACGAGGCCGCCCUGGAGCUCUUGCAGGACAGCAUCAAACGCGUCAAGGACGGCCCGCCCUCCCUCACGACCAUCUGUUUCUAUGCCUUCUACAACACGGAGCAGCUGCUGAACACCGCGGAGAUCUCCCCGGACAGCAAGCUGCUCGCGGCGGGCUUCGACAACUCCUGCAUAAAACUGUGGAGUUUGCGAUCCAAGAAGUUAAAAUCAGAGCCCCAUCAAGUCGACGUGUCUCGCAUCCACUUGGCUUGUGACAUUCUGGAGGAGGAGGACGACGAGGACGACAACGCGGGCACGGAGAUGAAGAUUCUACGGGGACACUGUGGACCAGUGUACAGCACGAGGUUCCUCGCGGACAGCUCAGGGUUGCUCUCUUGUUCCGAAGACAUGUCCAUUCGGUACUGGGACCUCGGGAGCUUCACCAACACUGUGUUAUACCAGGGACAUGCCUACCCUGUGUGGGAUCUGGACAUUAGCCCGUACAGCCUGUACUUCGCCAGCGGGUCCCAUGACCGCACCGCGAGACUAUGGUCAUUUGAUCGGACGUACCCACUGAGAAUAUAUGCCGGACACCUGGCAGACGUGGACUGUGUCAAAUUCCACCCGAAUUCCAACUACUUAGCCACGGGCUCAACCGACAAGACUGUGCGGCUGUGGAGCGCCCAACAGGGGAGCUCAGUGAGGCUCUUCACCGGCCACCGCGGCCCUGUCCUCUCUCUCGCCUUUUCUCCCAAUGGUAAGUACUUGGCAUCGGCUGGCGAGGACCAGCGGCUGAAGCUGUGGGACUUGGCCUCUGGGACGCUUUAUAAAGAACUGAGGGGCCACACGGACAACAUCACCAGCCUCACGUUCAGUCCAGACAGCGGUCUGAUCGCCUCCGCGUCCAUGGACAACUCGGUGCGCGUCUGGGAUAUCAGGAACACCUACUGCAGCGCACCUGCCGACGGCUCCUCCGGCGAACUCGUGGGCGUGUACACCGGGCAGAUGAGCAAUGUGCUGAGCGUGCAGUUCAUGGCCUGCAACCUCCUCUUCGUGACCGGAAUUACACAAGAAAAUCAGGAACAUUAAUUAUGGUUUUGUUUCCUUUUUAAUCUUUGUUGUAACGGACUGGGACAGUGGUGGAAGGGCUCCAGGUUGCAAGUCUUAGGACAAAUUGAGAUUGAAUCACUGAUUGACUGUGAAAGACUCCCCGCUUCUCCCCCUCCUCCCGUGCAGACCUCCUGAGCUCGUCCCCCCUUCAUUCGGUCCCCCAAUGGUGGAAGGACUGGGGGCGGUGCUGGAAUCGGACGUGAGAUGGAGAGUUAGGAGGCCCUGGAGGUCAGAUUGCAAGUUCUUACAAAGAUGCCCCUGUGCCCUGGUGCGAGCACCUUCCUGUCUCUGUCUCACUUCCCUGCGUGUGAGCCCGACCUGCUGCUCCCCUCCCGCCUGCCCAGGGAUGGCCGCAGGGUGCGGGACAGUGCCCCAGGGUGGAAGGGGGCUUCACUGGUGUAGGAAUGAGGGGGUGGGAACCAGGAACAGGGCGGGGAGAGUCCUGGCAAAAAUUCUUUCCUUUUCCGUGAUUACAGAGAACCAGGAUUUUUUUUAUUAUUAUAAUUAUAAUUAUUAUUAUUAUUGAGAAGAGGAAACCUAGCACUGGCAGAGGGGCUUUCUCUGCUCUCAUCUUUCAGGUUUUACUCCUGGCACUGGCCGUGAUACUUGGAAUCUUGAGGUUCAGGGAAUUCAGAGAAUUUUGUAGCACAGUGUUUUGGGAGAAAGGGACAAUUUCUGGGUGACGGCUGACAUGUUCCUAGAAGUGGGCGACUGGGUCUGUGUGAGCGCGUCCUGGGCUCUCGCGGUGCCGGCGGGACAGGGACAUCUCCUCGAGGCUGCACUUCUGUGAACACUUCUCUCCCCUGGAAGGACAGGUUGCGGUAAAGAAAUGAAAAUUAAUUGAAGUGAUAAGUGAAAAGAUAGGAUUAGGAAAUGGUAAAUUUCCAGAAGCCCGUCUAUUCGGAGGUGUGGCUCCUCAGCAUCCUCUGCUUCUGCGGUGUCGUCGGCUGCCACCUCGCGCAGCGCAGCAGCGGCGAUGAACAGUGUGGGACAAACCGUUACACACACACGCACGCGCAUCCAGCUGUGCUUUGAGGAUAAAGCAGGUUCGAAUUCAUGGAAAAAGGAUUAAAUAUUUCUGUUUUCUGAAAAGAA